AUGUCUGCCUUCUCCAACGAUCUUACAACCCUUGUCGAGCUCAUCUCCGAUUCUGUGGCUGUCGUGGUGUCUGAAUAUGCGAAGGUCGGGCAUGCGCCUCCUGCGCUGGAAUCGAUCGACCAAGAUCCAUUCCACUCUCCCGAAUUAAUGUCCGUGCGGUUGAAAUCUGCCAUAAAGAUUAUCGAAGCUGCCUGUGCGCAAUUGAGCGCCACUGUGGCAAGUCCUGGACAUGUCGUAACGAAUAAAGCGUACAACUUCGUGGAACCGGUGUGCAUGCGUGUCGCUUUGAAUGCAAAAAUCACGGAUCACCUUCUCGACAAACCCAAAGGACUGCACACUGAUGAACUCGGGCGUCUCAGUGACCAGGAUCCCUGGAAACUUGGGCGUAUCCUCAGAACGCUUGCGACGAACCAUGUUUACACCGAAGUGGCCCCUAAUGUUUUCGCUAAUAACCGCCUUUCUAUGAAAUUGCUUUCGACUGAUCCCGUCUCUAGCCUUGCUGGUCAUAUGUCGGACGAAGUGAUGAAGGCUGGAGUGGUAUUGGGCGACGUGCUCGAAGAUCCCGCAACAAACAAGUCCUACCUAGCGGGGGACUGCGCUUUCCAGCGCGCCCAUUCAGUCUCCGUUUUCAAUUACUAUGAGGGCCCUGCACGAGCACAUGCUUUUGAGAGAUUCGGGCAAGCGAUGGUUGGCUGGGCUCAGGUUACCGGAAGGGCGAUGCUUCCCAAGAUUUACCCAUGGGGUAGCCUUCCCACCAAUGCAACCGUAGUAGAUGUUGGCGGUGGCAAUGGUCACGCCACGCUUGACUUGCUCAAAGCAUUCCCGACUCUUAAGAUCAUGGUACAGGACACUCGCGCGUCGGCUAUUCAAGGCAAAGCGUAUUGGGAGAAAGAAUACCCAAGUGCCCUACAGGAGCAGAAAGUCGACUUCAUAGGGUUUGAUUUCCUCACAGAAACACCCGUGACGGGAGGUACCGUAUACUACCUGCGACACGUUCUACAUGAUUGGCCUGACGAUGAUUGCGUCAAGAUCUUGAAAAACGUACGGAAGUCUGUGGGCCCUCAGAGCAAGCUUUUGAUCAAUGAAUUCGUCCCCCAGUAUAUCGUCCGUGGAGGACUCGCAUCAAAUACCCAGGCACCUAAACCAUUGCUCCCCAACUACGGCGUGGCCAAUAAGCGGCUCUACCAACAAGACAUGAAUAUGAUGAUUUCAUUUAAUAGCAAAGAGCGCACUCUCGACGAGUUCAUCAAGUUAGGUGAAGCGAGUGGAUUUCGUUUCGAGAAGUUGUGGGACGGAGGGGAGGCAGGUAUCGUGGAGUUCGUCCCGGUAUAG
Messenger RNA from Pleurotus ostreatus (oyster mushroom), 1332 nucleotides. RefSeq lists its product as uncharacterized. Gene Ontology annotation, molecular function: O-methyltransferase activity. NCBI's taxonomy places the organism in Eukaryota, Fungi, Basidiomycota, Agaricomycetes, Agaricales, Pleurotaceae. The record is from RefSeq and is a predicted model, not a curated record. The transcript has 14 exons. Bases 1 to 1332 code for a protein of 443 amino acids.